AAUUACACAACUUGACGUAGAUUUGUGCGAUUUGCUAAUGAUUUCCAAGUUGAAGUUACAAAUAAUAGCGCUGUGGUAUGUUGGAAAACCUGAUAUUCAAUCUCAUAUAGCUUUUGGAAAAAAAUGGCGUUUGCCAACUAUGGAUUCCAUUCGGGAAAAGAACGAGUCAGAGCGUUUUUACCUCUUCCGGUAGCACCGCGCGCCACCUCGACUCCAUUACAGAGCGUGCAACAGAAUGUCGACAUCUUCGUCAUACCGCCGACACCGGUAGCGCCGGUGCUUACGAGGGCCGUGAGCUUCCACUGCACCGAGCCGGACUUCGACGCUUUGUUUGACAACCCGCAGCAUUUCCGAUUUGGAUAUAUCGGUGGUAGUUUUGACGAGGGAACUCUGGACUAUGGGAACAGCCGCCUUUCAGACACUCAUUUGACCCCUUAUAUCGAUGUGGAUCCCGGCGUUCAUCUGGGUCACUUCUCGGAGACGCGAAGAAAUUCAAUAGCCCGGUCGGACAGCAUCAUGAACCUCUCCUUCACUGACAUGGUGCGAAAGAACUCCGAGCAUUCGCAGGGAUUUAUGGGCUUCCGGAAACGAAUGGCCACAGAGAUAAAUCACAAAUACUGCUCAUAUUUUCGCUGCGAUGAUACUGUUUUCAUCUUCCUGCAUGUUGUGUUUGGAAUAGUCUAUCUCUCUGCAGGCGUUUUGGGAAUGGCCCGCUGCUACGGCGACGUUAACGUCAACGUAUAUCUGAUAGCUGACGGCGUCCUGUCUGUGUUCCUGUUUCCCAUCAACGUCAUGGAGUGGACGAGACACGUGGGCGGAUGCUUAGAGACCGUGAACAGGAGCAAUGGAGGGAUGAUCUAUGUAGUGAUUCUAAUCAUGAGGACCAGUGCUGUUGCAUUAGGAACGCUGUUAGUUUUUCACGGAAUGCACGGGAUUCCACACGAGAACCUCGUGUGCGUUGUGGUACCAAUCCUUCUGACAGUGGGUGUGUCACUUGAAUGGGCGUUCCUUGUGUUGGCCGUCCUGCUGCCAUUCUGCGUAUACGCCCUUAUGUACUGUGUGGCAUGUCGCAGACGUUCGGAUAUGUCUGCCCUAGCGGACAAUAAUAAUAACAUAGAAACUAAUGGCGUGUAUCGCGUAAACACGGACUAAGAAAGGCUUGUUGGAGUUCGUUCAUCAUGCAAAAGCGAACGGAAUUCGCUGUGAGUUUCUCUAUAAGUGCGCUAUGUCCGUACUUACAUAUUUUAUCACAGUACAAUACACUCCAAAAAUGUGUCUUAAAUUCGCGGUUGUCGUGCAUAAAAUAGCAAUAAAAAUAAAAAUGAAGUGAGAAUAA
This is a messenger RNA of Dreissena polymorpha, 1336 nucleotides long. RefSeq lists its product as uncharacterized. NCBI's taxonomy places the organism in Eukaryota, Metazoa, Mollusca, Bivalvia, Myida, Dreissenidae. The coding region runs from base 124 to 1152 and encodes 342 amino acids. The transcript has 6 exons. The record is from RefSeq and is a predicted model, not a curated record.